Molecule: messenger RNA, 1197 nt
Organism: Saxophila tyrrhenica
Lineage: Eukaryota; Fungi; Ascomycota; Dothideomycetes; Mycosphaerellales; Extremaceae
Exons: 1
Coding region: 1-1197 (398 amino acids)
Molecular function (GO): oxidoreductase activity, acting on NAD(P)H
Source: RefSeq, a predicted model, not a curated record
AUGAAGGCACUUGUUCUCGACGCAGAAGCUCGCACAGCAAACCUUCAGGACGUAUUAAAACCAUCACCAGCUGAAGGCCAGAUCCUGGUUGAAGUGCAGGCCAUAUCGCUCAACCCAAUUGAUCCACUCUAUGUUGCGAACCCACUUGGCAGUACUGGUCGAACGGUGGGGAGUGACUUUGCCGGAACAGUGUCAGCACUCGGUUGCAAUGUCCCGUCAUCAAGCAAUCUGGAAGUCGGGGAUCGAGUCGCUGGCUUCCUGCAAGGCGCCUGCAGCGUCAAUGAGAGACCUGGCGCUUUCGCGGAGUACCUUGUCAUCGAUUGGGACCUGGUUUUCAAGAUUCCAGACAGCGUCUCAACCGAAGAGGCUUCCGGAGUCAGUCUUGUGGCCUUGACGGCCGCUCAGGGGCUCUACUAUCGUCUUGGAUUAGAGGCGCCCUUUGCGUGGGACAAGAAAAAUAUGUUAGCUGAGCACCCGGAAUUGGAACCCCAUCACACGGAGUAUGCAGACAAGUCGAAGCCCAUCAACGUCUUCAUCUACAGCGCCUCCACCGCUGUAGGCCUUUAUGGAGCCCAACUGGCCAGAUUGAGCGCCAAAGCCAGCGGCUGGACGAUCAAGCUCUUUGGCGCGGCAAGCAAGGCAAGAUGGGACAUGCUGAAGGCUGAGCCGUACAGUUACGAUCAACUUGUCGACUACCGGGACUCAGAUUGGUCAGAGCAGAUCAUCAAUCUCUCGAAAGGCGCAAGGAUGGAUUAUGUCUACGACUGCAUCUCCGAAGACAGCACAGUCGAGCAAGCAGCCUCCACCCUAGCCAGCAACGGCAAGAUGGCCAUCGUCCGCUCCCGAGACGCUGGCGCAUGGACUUCAGGGCCACUGCCAGUCGAGCCGAUGUACGGCGCGGUAUGGGAGGGCUUAGGUGCAGAUGUCCACUACGGGCUUGGUUCAAACCGAGCGCCAGUGCUGCGGUCACCUGCAGCGCGAGCUUUCGCGGUCGAGUUCUAUAAGUGGGUGAGCCAAGCCCUCGGGUCCAAACUGAGGCAUGUGCCGAUCCGUGUGAUGCCCGGUGGUUUGGAGAGAGUUACUGCAGAUGGGCUCGUGCUGCUGGGUGCUGGGACCAUGGAGGACAGGGAGCACAAGCGGACGGAGGAGUAUAUGAAGCCGGUCAGUGCGGAGAAGUUGGUGUAUCGAUUUGUAUGA